CGCGCGCGCACCUGACGCCGCCGGUGGCGCCAGCCGCGCGGCCCCGCCGCCGCGUCCCGCACACCCGCACCUGAUAGACGUUAGCAACCGGCUCCCUAGUUUGUGGGAGAUUUGAUUUGUUGAACAUAAAAUUGGGGAAAAUUUUCAUGACAAGUUUUUGGUGAUUUUUACUGCAAUAAUAUUUCAAAUGCACAAAAGUUAUAUGUGGUUUGCAGUAUUUUCUCAUAAAUUUUAAAAUGUUUGUUAUCUGGAUACUUUAGACCUUUUAAUAGAGUCACGUUGUUGACAAGAUUAUAUUUUUGCCUGAUUAUAGCGAUUAGAUAAAAAUAGAAUGAAAUUAAUAUCACGAGGUAAUGUCGACUUUGGUAGCGCACGUUUGUUAAACAAUAUUAGAAAAAAUAUUUCAAGUGACUUCUGAAGAGACUCCAGCAGAGUUGUCAUGUUAUUUAUUUAUAUUUUUAUAACAAAUUAUGACAUUUUUUUCAAAAUUGCCUUGUUAAAGAAAAAUGUCUUCUAUAAAAAUGUUAAGAAAAUAAUAAAUGGGGUAUUAGAAUGAGGGUAAAUUGUAUUCAGGUGUUGCACACCAGGCCGCGUCACUGCACUAGCCGGCGGAACGUAGUGUCCGUCAGUCGAGUGCCCGCACGCGGCGAGCGAUGACGUGCCGCCAGCGUGAGUGUGUCGCGUGGCGCGAACGGCCGCGCGACUUGUGACCCCGUCGUCGGCAUGUGAUGUUCCGGAGACGCGCGCUGCGGCGGCGGCUGGAGGCGGCCGGCGCGCCUUCCUUGUCCGACGACCAGCUGCGGCGGCUCGCGAGGGCGUUGGACGCGGGCGCCGUCGGCGGGGAGUGCGUGCCGGCCGGUCACGCCGCCUCACAACUCCGACUCGCAGUCACCCGCCUCUCCAGGUUCCCCGACCUAAGAGACUCCAGCGAACUUCGCCGCCUUCCCCUGUGCGCUGACCAGCAGUGCUGCAACCCGUACCACUGGAGCCGUCUCUGCAAGCCCGAAACCCCUCCUCCACCUUAUAGUCGUUACGCAAUGGAAGACCUCAAACCUAAAGAGCAUGGCGAGAGUACAGAGGACGCCCGGAGGACGGACCAUGAGCGGCUUGUCUCAGGAUCCCUGGCUACUGACGGUGAAGAACGCCAGAGCUGGGAUUCAGAAUGGUGUCGGCUUGCGUACUGGGAAUUGACCCAGCGCGUGGGUCGUCAGUUCGGUGUCCGUCUGAGGGCAGUAGACGUGUUCGGUGGGGGCGGAGGGGCCUGUGGGUCUGGGAGACAUGGGCUGUGCUUGGAUGCCUUGGACCAAAGGGGAGAUUCACAGCAGGCUGAUCAGGUGAAGAAAACUAGAGCAAAGAUCGGGCUAGGCGUCACCCUGUCGCUAGAAUCGGACGGGGUGUGGCUCUACAACCGCAGCCAGGAGCCAGUGUUCGUGAGCUCUCCAGCUCUGGAUGCUGCUGCAGCCAAGGCCCUGCUAGUGUGGAGGGUGGCUCCAGGCCACUGUCUCUGUAUCUUCGACCCCUCUUGCCCACCUCCAGCGGUCUCGUUGCCCCACAUUGGCCCUGUAGACCCAAGGUCGGUGAGGAUCUCGUUCGCAAAAGGCUGGGGCCCUAAGUACUCGAGGCGGGAUGUGACGGCGUGUCCGUGUUGGCUGGAAGUCUUGCUUGCACCUCCGAGCUGACGCAAAUAAAGUGCAGUGGAUUUUGUGCGGCUGCUGGCUUUGGGAUGGAGGAGACCGUAUUGCCUAAACCCACGGGUACUCCCCGCGGCGUAUUGAUUGUCCAAAACUGAUAAUGUAAAAUCCGAUUGUCGAUAAAAUAGGCCAAUCUAAUUUCGAUUUAAAAAACUACUUUAAUCACCAUAUUUUUUCUCGGUCCUCUCAAAGCAAGCAGCCACACAAACAUAAUUAUGAACUCAAAACAGUGGAAAACGGACCAAAAGUGAAGUGAACUUUUUCUAAUGAACUCUGUGAAGUUUUGUUUAAUGGACGUUAUGAUUUUGUACACUCGUUGCCAUGGAAAAGUCUUCAUCUAGAGAUAGAACAAGCAAUAGGGAACCUGCUCAUUCCCUCUAAAAAUGAGAGCAUUAAAUAUACUUAUGAAGUAGUUCAUACUUAGAAACAAAAUUGUUUUUAUUCUCUAGCUGACCAAUUUUCCAGGGCCUCGAGUGUACAGUACAGUGCGUUGCACACUUAUUAGAACCCGGAUCUGGGUGAUUUUUAUACAUCUUGUUGGGAAUAAUGGUACAUUAUUGUUUUGUUAUCAUUAUCUAUUUGUUACUUAAAUCAUUACCCAUUAUGCCGUGGAUAUUUCUAAGAGACUUAUAUAAGACUAGUCUACCCUUACUUGGCUUGGUGUUCUCACUCCAUAUUGCGCGUGAGAGUACCAAGACGGCAGAAUGUGUACUUUUUUAAUCAAGUCAUUUUUGACAAUUACCAUAAUAAUGUAAAUAGUGCAGGUUAUAUGCGACGUACGACGGUGUUGAUGGACGCAUGGUGUAAUGGAUAAACCUGAGGAUCAUAUUGAUCAUUCCCAUUCUAUCGACAUUAUUGUUCAUUCAUUCACAUCAGUACCCUUAGUACGAGUUAGCUUUACGUUUAACAAUAUCGAAAGGAGAGUGCGUACGGCGCUGUGAUUGGCCGGCUUGAAUGAACUAACCAACCACAGCGCCGAACGCGCUCUCGUUUCGAUUACGUUAAACGUAAAAUAAACUCGUACUAAGGAUACUGUUCAUUACUCCAUUUUGAAAGUGUAAUUUUAGCUACUCUCUUAGAUUGGAGCUAGCCAAUUUAGUUGUGGAGUAACUAGUUGAGAUACCCUCAGAUUUCUCUCUUGCAUCACAAGUCCUAUCGAAGUUGAGGCCUUAGAUGCGGAGUAUAGUGAUCUUGAUCUAUACAAGUUUUCUAAAAUUGUACAUAUUGUAAAAACUCGGCUUUAAGACAUGCGAGACUGUAUAUAUAGUGUUACAUGUAUGUACUAUAAAUAUUUGUAAUUAAUUAUUUAUAAUUAUGGAAUAUGCCUUACCUUAGCAUGUAAUUAUUUAAGUGGUAGUAUAUAAUUUCAACAUUUUUUUUUACAAAAACGUACGUAUACAUAAUGGAAAAUAUAAUUUGACGCAACGUUUGUAUUGGAGAAUUCGUUUCAAGUGAAAAAGGCUGUGUGAAAAGCAUUUUUAUUGACUUCAAGUGGAAAAAAUAGUGUUUUGGGAGAUUUUUGAUAAUAUUCCAUAUGUAUAAAAACGUGCUGUUAUAGGAAUAACACCUAUUCUGUUUAUUCAAGAACCAAGACUAAAAAAGCCACUUGAUUUCUUGGCAAUGAUAUUAACUUUUUAUAUGUAUGGCAUUAUUACUAGGAAUGUCUCAGAAUCGAUCGUAAUUAUCUCAAUUCUGUGAGUUAUGGGAGCAACAUGGAUUCGCUUAGAGUUCUAAACAAUUUAAGUUUAAAGAAAGAUCUGCCGAUAUAAUACUUUUGUAAAAGUGCAAUCUUAUUGAAUUAAAUAGUUUUAAUAACAGAUAAAAAUGUGCCUUGCGUUAUAAUGGAAUAAUAAUAUUAAAUAAUCGGGUUAUCCUGAUUCGUAUGUAAGAAACAGUCAAUUUCACUGGCCUAUAAGAAUUCUAUACAUUUAUAUAUACAUUAUAUAAUAUGAUUUUUAUUGUGAAGCUUGCUUCCCACUAUGGCGUAACAUUGGCUGAAGAUAUAUUAAAACAGUUGUACUGUUGAAAUGUAUCUUUUUGCAUGCUACGCCCUAGUGGGGGGCAGGCGUAAAUCCUCGAAUUUAAGUGUAUAAUCGCUUAGACAAAGUGAUUGGACAAUAAGAAAUAAAAUCUAGUCUAUGUAGCGACAGUGCUUGUUCGUUCUGAUCCAGCAGUGGAGUCAGGCCAGUUUGGACCAUUUUAGACUAUAAACGUCUAUUUUCUAUAAGAUUUUUAAGUACAAUGCUAAUAAAAAAUAAUAAAUCAACAAUAAAUAUUUGACCCAAAGAAAAGAAAAUAUCAAUUGAAAUUAAUAAUUUUUUGUCUACAUUUUUUUUCAAAACGUCCACUGUGCAAUAACGUUGUACUGAAAAAUCUAUAGCAUUUGUUUUUUUUGGAAAAAAUCAUGUAAAUAAUGCGGAUGGCAGCUUGUUCACAAUAAAUUGUAUUUUAUGCAGUCACAAAAGCAUAAUUAUGAGUUAUUUAUUAAUGUUUCGGGGUAAAGCUGUUUAGUCAAUGCAUUAGACUGAUGUAGCGCCUUAAACGAAAUCAGUUUUGACGUAUUUUUAAUUAUUUUUCACCUUUAUAAUUCAGCAAUAAUAAUAUAAUUUUUCGUUAAUUUUUUCACGUCAUGUUCCAUAAUAGUUUAAUAGAUACCUGCAAUAUCUCCAGGUUUUAAUGUUUUUUUUUUAGGAAAAUAAUUAAAAAUACGUCAAAAACUAAAUAUAAUAUAAAAUUUAAUAAUGUAGAUAGUAAUUGUUCUCCCUGAUUCGCCGGUAAAUUGUUGUGAGUUUGACUGAAAAGAUGGAUGAAAUUAGGUUAUGAUAAAUUAUAAAUAAAAGAGAAAUAUUUUUAAAA
Messenger RNA from Spodoptera frugiperda (fall armyworm), 4547 nucleotides. It is a transcript of the gene Dad, whose product is annotated as mothers against decapentaplegic homolog 6. The transcript has 5 exons. NCBI's taxonomy places the organism in Eukaryota, Metazoa, Arthropoda, Insecta, Lepidoptera, Noctuidae. The record is from RefSeq and is a predicted model, not a curated record. Gene Ontology annotation, molecular function: I-SMAD binding; transcription regulator inhibitor activity. The coding region runs from base 729 to 1679 and encodes 316 amino acids. Gene Ontology annotation, cellular component: heteromeric SMAD protein complex. Gene Ontology annotation, biological process: regulation of transcription by RNA polymerase II; cell differentiation; transforming growth factor beta receptor signaling pathway.